Messenger RNA from Raphanus sativus (radish), 1095 nucleotides. RefSeq lists its product as uncharacterized. The transcript has 7 exons. Lineage: Eukaryota; Viridiplantae; Streptophyta; Magnoliopsida; Brassicales; Brassicaceae. The record is from RefSeq and is a predicted model, not a curated record. The coding region runs from base 1 to 1074 and encodes 357 amino acids.
AUGAGAUUAAUCUUAACCUUUGCGAUUUUGUUUGGUCUUUGCAAUGAAGCCUACGGGAAAGCUUCUAUAGAUAUAGAUAUGAAACUGAAGGCCCUUAAUAAGCCAGCGUUGAAAACUAUCAAGAGUGAAGAUGGAGACAUUAUAGAUUGUGUAGAUAUCUACAAACAACAUGCUUUUGAUCAUCCGGCCUUAAGAAACCACAAGAUCCAGUUGAAACCAAGCGUGGAGUUUGGUACAACAAAGACCACUAUACCAAACAACGGUACUUCUAAACCAAUCACAUCUCAGAGUUGGACCAAAUCUGGGACUUGUCCCAAAGGGACAAUACCGGAAGCGAUACUAAUCGCUGUUGGGUACAAUUAUGUUGGUGCUCAAUCUGAUAUAAAUGUCUGGAACCCUCCGCGAGUCCAGUAUCACGACUACAGCUCUUCUCAGAUAUGGCUGAUUGCUGGCCUCUCAGAUCAAUUUGAGACCAUAGAAGCUGGCUGGGUGGUGAACCCACACGUUUUUGGAGACUCCCGCACACGCCUGUUCACCUAUUGGACUAAAGACUCAUACGCUACAACAGGCUGCACCAACCUCUUGUGCUCCGGUUUUGUCCAAACAACAACUAGCUUCGCCCUGGGUGCAGCCGUAGAACCCGUUUCAACUCCCUCGAGUGAACAAUAUCACAUCACUGUUAGCAUGUUCCUGGAUCCGAACACCCAAAACUGGUGGUUGACUUGCGGAAACAACGUGUUAGGGUACUGGCCGGGAAAUCUCUUCACAUACUUAAAGCACAGCGCCACGGCAGUGCAGUGGGGUGGAGAAGUGUAUAGCGCUAACGUGAGGAAGAAGCCACACACAAAAACUACAAUGGGAAGUGGAAGAUGGCCAUCUUACCGCUAUGGCGAAGCUUGUUUCCACACCAACGUUAGGAUCAAAGACUAUUCCUUGCAGAUCAAGUAUCCCCCGUAUCUAUCCGAGUACUCUGAUGAGUAUGAUUGUUAUUCUACAAAGCUUAACCGGGAAACGUAUAGGGCAGAGCCCAUGUUCUUCUUUGGAGGACCUGGUCAGAAUCGUUUUUGUCCUUAAACUUUAACCUUUGUAGAGCAG